Endocarpon pusillum Z07020 is the source of this 675-nucleotide messenger RNA. RefSeq lists its product as uncharacterized. Gene Ontology annotation, molecular function: protein binding. The transcript has 3 exons. The record is from RefSeq and is a predicted model, not a curated record. The coding region runs from base 1 to 675 and encodes 224 amino acids. Lineage: Eukaryota; Fungi; Ascomycota; Eurotiomycetes; Verrucariales; Verrucariaceae.
AUGCCUCGUUCGGCAGCUUCCAUCUGGGCUGUACCAGGGUUGAAAGCAGGACGAGAUGCUCUUUACCGAGGUUUUGUUCUUCCUCACCUUAUUGCUGAUGGACCCAUGAAGAUGAUCCGUUUCCCUGAUAAUAUGCUCAAUACGACAUCUGUCUUAUCACAGCCGCCUGCCGCAACGGGACGUAGGUAUAGAGCAAAGAAGAAAUUCGACCUCGCUGGUUUGCCCAACGAGAUCCUCCUCAUUAUCUUUGACUAUCUGGAUGUCUUCGACUCCGCCACCCUGGCACUGACAUGCAAGCACUUGGCCGGUAUUGCUUCAACCUAUUCCAAACUUGACCUUCCUGAAGACAAGGCAUGCAAGUACCGCGCCCACAAGCCACACGAAGCAGCAGACUUCCUCAAGAAGAGAGUUGGGGACAGGUUCUUCUCCAAGCGUCUCCGAUACUGCUGGGGUUGCAAGAUCUACGUUCCUCGCAUGAAAAGCCACUGGAAACGCAAGCUUGGGAAGAAAUGCUGGGAAAGUCGUCCACGAGGUCGUGAUCGUAAUCGUGUGACAUUUGCGGAGUGGUGGGCUACUUCUCAGACACAACAGAUGCUGGCCCAGUGGGACAAAGGAAAGGCAUUGAAAUGCCCAAGGUGCAAAUACUGCCGGGAUGGAUUCUCACUCGUCUCUUGA